AUGCAACAUGAAAUGAUGACAGCACCCCGGUCUACUUGUAGGGUGCACCAGACGUCACCGCCUCCGCUGUCACUGUUCACGCCGCAUCCACCACCGUUCCCACCUCUGACCGCGACCCUGUUCCGCACCCCUUCCCGCCACAUCCCCCAUCGCCACCGCCGUCUUCCAGGCAUUCUCACCGCCGGCGCCGGGGGCUACAUCGCCAUAGCAACCCUCCGUAAUGAUUCGGGCGGAGUGUUGGCGCUGCGCGGAGGCGGAGAGAGAGGGCGGGGAGCGCGCAGUGGGCAGCUGCGCAGCGCCGCCGCCGCCGCCGCCACGCGCUGCCAAAGAGACGCAAAUAGCAGCACCGGCGCGUGCGGCCCCUCCCCUCCCCUGCCCUCCCUGCUCCGCUCCUCACAUCCACCGCCACGCGCGGAAGCUGUCUGUGCCCAAAAUGCACCAAAGGAAGAAAGUGUUUUGGAAACCAGUAGAGAGAGGCGUGAAAGAUGGGUAUCAAUUUACGUAAUAUAUUUCACAAUGUUUCUCAUGUCUUUGGGAUUCAGCAGCAUUCUAACCGGGGUAUGGCCAUAUUUGGACAAGCUGGAUCCUGGAGCUGGAAAAGAAUUUAUGGGCUAUGUUGUUGGAGCAAAUCCUUUAGGCCAGAUGUUGUUCUCUCCCCUUGUGGGAUGGUGGGGCAAUUAUUUGGGGUCAAUACGCAUUCCGUCAUUAUUUUCCCUGGCUCUUUUUACUCUUGCCAGUGGAAUUUACUCCACACUUGAGUUGUUUCCUUCUCAUCACAAAUACUGGAUGUUAGGAGCCCGUUUUUUAGUUGGUGUAAGUUCAGCCAAUAUUGCUGUAUGUCGUUCCUAUUUGUCAGCUGCUACCACUCUAAAAGAGAGAACGGGUGCUGUAUCAAUGGUUUCUCUUGCUCAGGUUUUAGGUUUUAUUGUGGGACCAGCAUUACAGGCAGCAGUUACCAAGCUGGGAGAUGAUGGAGUGGAGAUUAUUCCAGGUCAACUCACGCUUAACAUGUAUUCAGCAGCAGGGUGGAUGAAUGUUAUAAUGAGCAUAGUUAAUUUCAUAAUGUUUUUACCCUUUGUAUUUAUUGAACGACCGAUUGCUGCUAGAGAAGCAAUGCUUAAUCAAGGAGCUGAAUCAGAAGAAGCAACAUGGAAAGAUAAUAAACCAGAUUACAUAUCUACUUGGACACUCAUUAGUGCCUUUUUUGUUCUUGUCUUUAAUUUUGUAUUACUUGAAACGUUAGGAACAUCACUUACUAUGGAUCAAUUUGCUUGGUCAAAAGAAGAAGCUGUGUAUUACAUGGGAAUACUAAUGUCUGUAGGUGCUGUAAUAGCUUGUGUGACUUUCGUAGGAAUCGGUCCCUUGUGCAAAAGAUUUCCUGAACGAAAGGUUCUACUUUGGGGAGGAUUUUUCCUUAUGGUUGUAGGAAGAGCCCUUUAUAUCCCUUGGGGACCUUCCCCACCUCAAAUAGCAGAAACUCAAUCAGAUGAUCUUAACAUCUCAAUUACAAUGACAAAUGGGACAAUCAUAAAUUUCAAUCAUACUAUUAAUCUCACUUUGAGCUUGGGUUGUCCAUCAAUUCAAGAAUGGUGCUAUUAUACACCAGCAAUGACGAUUUCACAAUUUUUACUUGGAUAUGCUUUAACAGCAGUUGGAUAUCCCAUUGGAGUGACGUUAAUACAAACUAUUUUUUCUAAAAUCUUAGGACCAAGACCUCAGGGUGUAUGGAUGGGCUUAAUGACAGGAUCUGGUUGUCUGUCUCGGGUGAUGGGCCCAGUAUUUGUCAGCUCUAUAUAUACAAGACUAGGAACUAUAUGGACAUUUGGCAUCACAACAGUUAUGAUGGCAGUCUCCAUGGUUUGGCUGAGACUAGUUGAUACUCGAUUGAUUGUACCUGAACCUGAAAAGAAUAUCGAACUUCAACCUCAAGAUAAUAUUAUUGGUGAAAGUGAAACGAGAAAUGCUUUGAAUCCACAAGAUAAAAGUGAAAGUACACAAGAUCAUCUUACUUCUCUUGCAAAUGGCAAUCAGCUGGAAGUUUAAUAUUUAUCUAGGUCAUUCAUGUGAAUAUUGAAUCAAACCUAUUUAUGAUAUUUCAGACAACAUACAGUUUCAGUAUUUGCUCAUUACCAUAAUGUGAUUAUUUGAGUUUCCCAUCCUUCACUCCCCUAUGUCAGUGUUGUGAUGUGUGAUGAGGAUUCUAAAUCAGUAAUGUCUUAUUGUAAAAAAGUGGAGUGAAGAACUGAAAUAUAUAUUUUAAAAUUGCAUCUGAAGUACUUUCUAUUUUCAUUAUUGAUUUGUAUCACUUUGAAGCCAAUGACAAACAUGGCAAGAAUACCACAACAUGAACAUUAUUUUUUUAUGUCAAGAAAUUUCUUCAUACAAACAUGGAUUUAUUUUUAUUUUAUAAAAACUAUAUUUCUUAUGUACAUAUCACUUUGGAAGAUGUGAAUAUAUUCUUACAUUUUUUAUCAGGUGUUGAUGGAUGUUUGAAAGGAGUGUGACUGUAAUAAUGGAAAACAAAUAAUGUGAUAAUUAAAAUAAAUGUAAAAUCUAUAGAAUGUUCUUUUUUAUUUUUUAUUUGGAUCCGGUAAAUAAUGCUUAUUGAUUAUUUC
Messenger RNA from Gryllus bimaculatus (two-spotted cricket), 2615 nucleotides. Lineage: Eukaryota; Metazoa; Arthropoda; Insecta; Orthoptera; Gryllidae. The record is from the annotation of a GenBank genome assembly.